AUGACAACUGAUUCUUCUAAUUAUUUGGAUGCUGAAGCAAUGGAUAUUGAUUCGAAAAAAUGUGAUGAAGCAAUGGAUUUAGGACCAGAAGAAAAUGGAUCUCAGGUUGAAGUAAUUAAAUAUAAAACAAUUUCAAGGAGAUGGUGGAUAAGGUACCUAUUUAUUAAACAAUCGGGAUCUCAAAAUCACGAGGCUGUUGUAUUGUGGAAUAAUAGUAUUGGUAAAGAAGGUUUUGAUUAUGUUAUUUUACCUUCAUAUGUGGUUGAUAGAUUAGUAGAGAUAUAUGGUAUACAAGAUGGUUGUGAUUUUGAUGGUCAUUGUGUAAUUGAAGAAUCACAAAGAAUGCUAAAAUCAUCUUUUCCAAUUAAAAAGAAAUUUCGUGAUAAUAAUAAAAUGCAUAAAAAAUUAUAUCGACAUCCAGCUGCUUUAGUUAACUUUGGUAACGCUUGUUAUGUUAAUUGUGCUUUACAACUUUUAUACUCUAUUCCUCAACUUAAAAGUUCUUUAGAAAAAGAACUAGGAUAUGAUAAUUUUGAAAAUAUGAGAAAUGAUAAAGAGUUAAAUGAUAAAUUAUUAUCUAAAACAAUUUAUGAUUACUCAUUAUUAUUUGAGGAAGGUAUUAUUAGAGAUAUUCCAGUAAAAACUAAAGAAUUAAAACAAGUAAUUGAUAGGGCAACAGAAAUGUAUAUUUGUGGUGGACAACAUGAUUUAGAUGAAUUUUUAAAUUGGAUUAUAGAUAAAAUUGAUGAGGAGUGUAGUAUUGAUAAUGGAAAAGAAUUAAAAAAAUUAUUUGAUAGUCAAUCAACAAUGUGUCUUCGUUGUCCUAAUUGCCAAAAUAUAAAAGAUAUUAUCCAACCAUUUAAAGUUCUAAGAUUAUCUCUUGAUUCAUCCAAAGAAUAUGAUUCUUUAACUAAUCUUUUAGAAAAUUUUUCUAAAACAAUUAUUUUGGAUGAAACAGAUAAAUGGAAAUGUGAUAAAUGUGAACAAAAAGUUUGUGCUGAAAUGACUACAACUUUCAGACAUUUGUCUGAUGUACUUAUUAUAAGUAUUAAACGGUAUAUUCAAACUUUAUCUGAGAGGAAUAAACUUUUUACAAAAAUUGAAUACCCAAUUGAUGAGUUGGUAUUAAAUGAAAUUGAUGAGUAUGGAAAUAUUAAUCCAGUAAAAUACCAACUUCAAGCUUUAGCAAAACACAAAGGUAGUAGCAUUACUUCGGGACAUUACACUGCUUUGGUCAAAUAUGAUAAUGCAUUUUGGUAUUGCAAUGAUGAGGAUAUAUACUUGGAUCAAAUGAGCAACAAUGUUAGCAAAAAUGCAUAUAUUUUUGUUUAUGUAAAAAAACCUUAA
Molecule: messenger RNA, 1347 nt
Organism: Strongyloides ratti
Lineage: Eukaryota; Metazoa; Nematoda; Chromadorea; Rhabditida; Strongyloididae
Product: Ubiquitin carboxyl-terminal hydrolase 36
Exons: 2
Coding region: 1-1347 (448 amino acids)
Biological process (GO): protein deubiquitination
Molecular function (GO): cysteine-type deubiquitinase activity
Source: RefSeq, a predicted model, not a curated record